GAUUUUGAGCCAAUGAGAAGAAAGGGAUAUAUGAUUACAUGAGAAAACGCCUCCACCAGAAGUGCUUUUCUAUCCUCUCUUCUGGGCCUUGGCGAGAUUUCUGGACUUCAAAGAAUAGACUGGAUAUCGCCGACAGCUUGCUUGACUUAUUAUUGAAAAAUAAAUUUUCCAGCACGAUGCCAGUACAAGGAGUAGGAGAAGAUUGGAGUUUAAACUUAAAACCAGAAGAUCUAAUUAAUCGGGCAAAAGAUGCUAUUGAAAAAUCUAGAAAAGUUUAUGACUCUGUUGCUGAAGUACCUCCUGAAGAUGUUUCAUAUGAUACAGUGUUAAAAGCACUGGCAGACAUGUCCUGCUGGUUUUCUUCCAUUCAAUACUUUUUGGAAUCUGCUCAGCACAUCUCUACUGAUUCUACUAUACGUGAUGCAAGCUGUGAGGCUGAAAAAUUGAUACGAGCUUUCAAUGUUGAAUCUAGUAUGAGAGAAGAUGUUUUUAAGAAAUUGCAAGUUCUUGAAAGUAAAAAUCUACCUUUGAAACCUGAAGCUAAACGUUACUUAGACAAGCUUGUUCAAUUAGGAAAGAGAAAUGGCUUGCAUCUUUCUAAGGAUAUUCAAGAAGAGCUAAAAACUAUCAAAAAUAAAAUAGAUGAACUUGCUAUUCAAUUUUCGAAAAAUUUAAAUGAAUUGAAUACAACAUUUGAGUUUGAGGAAAAAGACCUCUUAGGUAUGCCAUCAGAUUUCUUGGCUAAUUUGAAGAAAAACCCUGAUACUGGGAAAUAUGUUGUGGGUUUGAAAUAUCCUGAUUACAUUCCAAUCAUGCAAAAAUGUAAGGUUCCAGAAACAAGGCAGAAGAUGGAGUUGGAAUUUAACUCCCAGUGUGCAACUGAAAACCAUCCGCUCUUAGAUGAAAUUACAAAACUAAGACACAAGGCAGCAAUUUUGUUAGGCUAUCCAUCUCAUGCAGCUUUCAUCACAGAAAUUUUGAUGUCUAAAACAGCUGAUAAUGUUAAUAAUUUUUUAAUGGAAUUAAAGCAAAAGCUUGCUCCAUUGUGGGUUGAAGAAAAGGAGCAACUAUUGAAACUUAAAGAAAAUGAGUGCAAGGAAUUGGGUAUUCCUUUUGAUGGUAAAUUGAAUGCAUAUGAUUUGUCAUACUAUACAUAUAAAAUAAAAGAAAUUAAGUAUGAUGUGGAUCAAGCAAAAGUUAAAGAAUACUUUCCUAUGCACGUUGUUAAAGAACGCAUUUUAACUAUUUAUCAAAAAUUAUUGGGGUUGACAUUUUCUGAAGUGAAAAGUCCCGAAGUUUGGCAUAAGGAUGUUGCAAUGUAUAGUGUGACAGAUACAGCUACAUCUGAGCUUUUAGGAUAUUUUUACUUAGAUUUGUUUCCAAGACCAGGAAAAUAUAGCCAUGCUUGUUUGUUUGAGAUGCAGGCUGGGUGUUUGUUACCUGAUGGUUCACGUCAGCUGGCUGUUGGUGGAAUGUUAGCAAAUUUUACUGAAUCAAAAACAGAUAAGCCUAGUCUGAUGAAUCACGAUGAAGUCACAACAUUUUUUCAUGAAUUUGGUCAUGUUAUGCAUUAUCUUUGUUCAAAAGCUGAUUUUGCCAUGUUUAGUGGGACGAAUGUAGAACGUGAUUUUGUUGAAGCUCCAUCUCAAAUGUUGGAAAACUGGUGCUGGGAACCAGAAUCCUUAAAGGAACUUUCAUCUCAUUAUGAAGAUAAAAGUGUUAUACCUGAUUCUUUAUUAAAUAAUUUAAUCAAGUCUAGACAAGCUAAUACAGGAUAUACAAAUUUGAGACAACUUAUCUUUGCUCUUUAUGACUUUAAACUGCAUUCUAGUGAUAAGAAUGAUGUUAAGGAAACAUAUGCUGCUUUAUUAAAGGAUAUUUUAGGCAUACCUCCAUCUGAAGGAACAAAUUUCGGUUGCAACUUUAGGCACAUUAUCAGAGAAUACGAUGCUCAGUACUAUGGUUAUUUGUGGAGUGAAGUAUAUAGUCUUGACAUGUUUGAUACUCGCUUCAAACAGGGAAAUAAUGUUUUAAACCCAACAGUUGGAAUGGACUAUAGGAGAAAAAUUUUACAGCCAGGAGGAACAAAGGAUGCAACUGAAAUGCUUCAAGACUUCUUGGGACGCAAACCUUCUAAUGAAGCUUUCUUACGAAGUAAAGGAUUAAAAGUUUAAAUUUACUGUAAUAUUUAGUGCAAAAGUCAGUGGAAAUUAUUUUUGUUAACUGUUUCAAAAAUGAUGGCAAAUAAAUGCACUUAUUUUUAAUCAAAAUAAUAAUAAAAAAAUUAUCCUCUGA
Messenger RNA from Parasteatoda tepidariorum (common house spider), 2295 nucleotides. Its product is annotated as thimet oligopeptidase. The record is from RefSeq and is a predicted model, not a curated record. Gene Ontology annotation, cellular component: mitochondrial intermembrane space. Gene Ontology annotation, biological process: proteolysis; peptide metabolic process. Gene Ontology annotation, molecular function: metalloendopeptidase activity. Lineage: Eukaryota; Metazoa; Arthropoda; Arachnida; Araneae; Theridiidae.